AUGUUUAGGAUAGCGCUUAGGAGUGGCUGUGAGGCCCAAUUUGGCUCAAGGCUUUUUGUUCGCACAGUUUCAACCAAAGCCUCGAAAGAUGAUCCAUUAAGCAUUCUUUCAAGCAUUACUGGUAAAACAAAGUUUGAGCAUAUAACGAAUGAUUCGCACUCUCUUUUCUCAUUUCUAGAUGAUUCGAAAACAAAGCAAAAAGCAUCUCUGAGAGCUCGUGAUUUUGCAAGAGCAAUGCCUCUACCGGCAAAAAUUUCGGGUAGAACAACUCUUAUUAGGAAAUCGUCCAACUUUAAUAAGAGCAUAUCUAUGUUUGAUAGGCUAGUGAGGGCCAACAACAUUCGAGAUCUCUGGUACGAUCAGAUGUUUUACAUAAAGCCGAACAAAAGGAGACUCAACAAGAGGAUCAAGAACAAAAAGAAGAGAUUCGAUGCUGGAAUAUCGAAUUUGUUGUCGAUUGUCAAGGAUGCUGUUAGGAAAGGUUAUUAA
Messenger RNA from Brettanomyces bruxellensis, 489 nucleotides. RefSeq lists its product as uncharacterized. The transcript has a single exon. Gene Ontology annotation, molecular function: structural constituent of ribosome. The record is from RefSeq and is a predicted model, not a curated record. Gene Ontology annotation, cellular component: mitochondrial small ribosomal subunit; ribosome. NCBI's taxonomy places the organism in Eukaryota, Fungi, Ascomycota, Pichiomycetes, Pichiales, Pichiaceae. Bases 1 to 489 code for a protein of 162 amino acids. Gene Ontology annotation, biological process: translation; mitochondrial translational initiation.